GAAGAUUAUAAAGCUUCUAACAGGCGAAGAUGAUACCUGCACUCCCUCUCUCCCUCUCUGUCUCCUCUCUCUCUCACAUAUGGGCACAGAAAACUCCUGUUGGAAAGUUAUGAUGUUGCCAUGGCUGGCCUAUGGUCACAUCUCUCCAUUCCUAGAGCUAGCCAAGAGAUUAUCAAACAGAAACAUACAAACUUACCUUUGUUCCACACCUGCAAAUCUCAGUUCUAUCAAGAACAAAAUCCCUGGAAAAUACUCCUCUUCCAUUCAUCUUCUAGAGCUGCAUCUGCCUGAUUUCUUGCCUCAACUUCCUCCUCACAAUCACACAACCAAUGGCCUCCCACCCAACCUGAUUUCCAUCCUCAGGAAGGCUCUGGAUUCGUCGAAACUGGAUUUCUCCACGAUCAUGAAAUCCCUCCAGCCCGACCUAUUAAUCCAUGAUACACUGAUUGAAUGGGCCGCGGGCGUGGCGUUUUCAAACAAUAUCCCGUCAGUUUCUUUCUUAACUUCCGGUGCAGCAAUGUUUUCCUUCUACUAUCAUUCCCUGAUGAAGCCUGACGUGGUGGAGUACCCUUUCCCAGCCAUUAAAUUUACAGGCCCUGAGCACGAUAUGAUAAAUGGUAACAUUGAAUCUUUCAGAAAGAGGAGUCAGGAGAGAGAUCUUGAUAAUCAGGAAGCAACUGAACUCCUGCUGAUCAAAAGUUCCAAGGAAAUUGAAGGGAAAUAUAUAGACUAUCUUUCUCAACUUACGGAAAGAAAAAUCGUGCCUGUCGGGCCACUAGUCUCCGCUGAUCGAGGCCCUGAUGAUGAAAACUCUGACCUGAUGGAAUGGCUUGGAAAAAAAAGUGAGUUUUCGACUGUCUUCGUGUCGUUUGGGAGCGAGUAUUUCUUGAAAACAGAGGAGAUUGAAGAGAUAGCUUACGCAUUGGAGCUCAGCGACGUGAACUUCGUAUGGGUCGUCAGGUUUCCAGGAGACGAGGAAAAAAGGGUUCAGGACGCACUGCCUGGAGGAUUUCUUGAGAGGACGCAAGAAAAAGGUAAAAUUAUGGAGAAAUGGGCACCACAGGCAAAGAUUUUGGGACACCCAAGUGUUGGUGGAUUUGUUAGUCAUUGUGGUUGGAAUUCAGUGAUUGAGAGCAUCCACUUUGGGGUUCCAAUAAUCGCCAUGCCAAUGCAGUUCGAUCAGCCCAUUAAUGCAAAACUGGUGGUGGAAUUGGGAGUUGGUGUUGAAGUUGAUAGAGAUGAGAGAGGGAGAUUUAGGAGGGAGGACAUAUCGAAGGUGAUCAAAGAUGUUGUUGGAAUUAUUGGCGAAGAAUUGAGGAGAAAAGUUGGUGAAAAGAGAGAAACUUUGAGGGCUAAUGGUGAAGAAGAGAUUGAUGAACUUGUACAAGAGAUAGCGCAAUUGUGUGGAAAGAGUAGUGUUAAGGGAUCAUCCUUUAUCAAGUAAAAAUUGGAGCGAUCGACAGCACAUGGAUGGAGAUCAAGUUGUAUGUUCCCCUGGAAUGACUUGUAUUCAAGACCUUUAUUUGUUAGUAUUUUGGAGUUGUGUUAACCUUUGCCUAUGCAUUCCUAGUUU
Messenger RNA from Sesamum indicum (sesame), 1573 nucleotides. Lineage: Eukaryota; Viridiplantae; Streptophyta; Magnoliopsida; Lamiales; Pedaliaceae. The record is from RefSeq and is a predicted model, not a curated record.